Candidula unifasciata is the source of this 409-nucleotide messenger RNA. The record is from the annotation of a GenBank genome assembly. Lineage: Eukaryota; Metazoa; Mollusca; Gastropoda; Stylommatophora; Geomitridae.
AUUUGUGAGUACAGAGGAGAAGAAAGCCCAGGGUAUGAAACGAGACAAUGAGGUUCUCAUCCACAGACGCAAGGAGGGUGGGCUGACAGUUCCGUACAGAAUUAUCGACAACCCUUCCAAGUUGACACCUGAUGACUGGGACAGAGUGGUUGCUGUGUUUGUCCAGGGUCCUGCCUGGCAGUUCAAAGGCUGGCCUUGGAAUGGGAAUCCAGUAGAGAUAUUUUCUAAGAUCAAGGCGUAUCACUUGAAGUGGUGUGAACUGCCAGUUGACAGCAAUGUCCAGAAGUGGUCAGUACACAUCAUGAACCUGGACAGACAUCGCCGACACUUGGACAGGGCUGCCUUGCAGCAGUUUUGGGAGCACUUAGACAAGUACAUGCUGAAAAACAAGCCCCAGCUGCGAUAUUGA